AUGGCUGGGGACCGGCUCCCACGGAAGGUGAUGGACGCCAAGAAGCUGGCUAGCCUGCUGCGGGGCGGGCCUGGGGGGCCGCUGGUCAUCGACAGCCGCUCCUUCGUGGAGUACAACAGCUGGCACGUGCUCAGCUCCGUCAACAUCUGCUGCUCCAAGCUGGUGAAGCGCAGGCUGCAACAGGGCAAGGUCACCAUCGCUGAGCUUGUCCAGCCGGCCUUACGGAGCCAGGUGGAGGCCGCGGAGCCCCAGGACGUGGUGGUCUAUGACCAGAGCACACGGGACGCCAGCGUGCUGGCCGCAGACAGCUUCCUCUCCCUCCUGCUGAGCAAGCUGGACGGCUGCUUCGACAGCGUGGCCAUCCUCACGGGGGGCUUCGCCACCUUCUCCUCCUGCUUCCCCGGCCUCUGCGAGGGCAAGCCGGCCGCCCUGCUGCCUAUGAGCCUCUCCCAGCCCUGCCUGCCCGUGCCCAGCGUGGGCCUGACCCGCAUCCUGCCUCACCUCUACCUGGGCUCUCAGAAAGAUGUCCUGAACAAGGACUUGAUGACCCAGAAUGGAAUAAGCUACGUCCUCAAUGCCAGCAACUCGUGCCCCAAGCCAGACUUCAUCUGCGAGAGCCAUUUCAUGCGCAUCCCCGUCAAUGACAACUACUGUGAAAAGCUGCUUCCCUGGCUGGACAAGUCCAUCGAGUUCAUUGACAAAGCCAAGCUGUCCAGCUGCCAAGUCAUCGUCCACUGUCUGGCCGGCAUCUCCCGCUCUGCCACCAUCGCUAUCGCUUACAUCAUGAAGACCAUGGGCAUGUCCUCUGACGAUGCUUACAGGUUCGUGAAGGACCGGCGCCCAUCUAUCUCGCCCAACUUCAACUUCCUGGGCCAGCUGUUGGAGUACGAGCGCAGUCUGAAGCUGCUGGCUGCCCUACAGGGCGAUGGGGCGCCCACUCCAGGCACCCCAGAGCCCCUCCCAGGCCCCACAGCCCCCCUGCCGCCGCUGCCACCACCUACCUCAGAGAGCGCCGUCACCGCAGCCAGGGAUGGCACGCUGGGCGCGGGCGGGGAGCCUCCUGCGCCUGCCGCUGCCCCGGCCACCAGCGCACUGCAGCAGGGCCUCCGCGGCCUGCACCUCUCCUCGGACCGCCUGCAGGACACCAACCGCCUCAAGCGCUCCUUCUCGCUGGACAUCAAGUCGGCCUACGCGCCGAGCCAGCGGCCCGAGGGCCCUGGGCCCCCCAACCCCGGCGAGGCCCCCAAGCUCUGCAAGCUGGACAGCCCGGGGGGCGUGCUGGGCCUGCCCUCGCCUGGCGCCGACAGCCCAGACUUGGCGCCUGAGGCGCGCCCGCGGACCGGCUGGCCCGAAGAGCCGGCCCCGGAGACGCAGUUCAAGCGCCGCAGCUGCCAGAUGGAGUUCGAGGAAGGCAUGGUGGAGGGGCGCGCGCGCGGCGAGGAGCUGGCAGCCCUGGGCAAGCAGGCCAGCUUCUCCGGCAGCGUGGAGGUCAUAGAGGUGUCCUGA
Messenger RNA from Trichechus manatus latirostris (Florida manatee), 1506 nucleotides. It is a transcript of the gene DUSP8, whose product is annotated as dual specificity phosphatase 8. Bases 1 to 1506 code for a protein of 501 amino acids. NCBI's taxonomy places the organism in Eukaryota, Metazoa, Chordata, Mammalia, Sirenia, Trichechidae. The record is from RefSeq and is a predicted model, not a curated record. Gene Ontology annotation, cellular component: cytoplasm. The transcript is spliced from 7 exons. Gene Ontology annotation, biological process: protein dephosphorylation; negative regulation of MAPK cascade. Gene Ontology annotation, molecular function: MAP kinase tyrosine phosphatase activity; protein tyrosine/threonine phosphatase activity; MAP kinase tyrosine/serine/threonine phosphatase activity.